UCGGUCGCCCCACCCGCUGGCUGCUACCCAUCAAUCGCCGUUGACAGGUUAACUAACAAUUUGCCUCGACUGACUUGUGAGAGAUUGUACAAAAAAAAAGUUCCGUCCCCCACCACGAGCCGCGAGAGGUCAGACGUCCCUAGUUUCCGGCUGCUGGCACUGGCUCCUCCCAUACACACCCCCCCCCCUUCUCCUCAAAGACGGAACCUAUGGAGAUGCCAUGAGGCAGUGCAAUUGUGUGAUUUUUAUUUAUGCUUGGAACAUGUUGCCCCAGAGCUCCUCAAAUCGCAGUUGAUGCGCUCCAAAAAAAAAAAAGGCUGGCUUGUCGCUAAGGUGCGCGCGUGUGUGACCAGGUGGAGUUGAAGGUACAGGUUCAGCUGCCCCGGGUGCGGUGCCCAAACGUCCAAGAGGUCCAAAGGACAGGAGGACGAGCAAUGGCCGCCGCCGACCCGAGCGAGCCUCGACAUGAUCGUCGCGGCUCUCACAGUCGAGACACGCCCAUCGCAUCCGCUUUCGACCCGUCUUUGGACCCCACGAUCCGGACCUUGUUCGAGCAACAGGUUGCAAUCCAGGCCAAACUCGCUGCUUUGCUGCCGGCCAAGUACGUUCCCAACAGCAAGCUCGAGCUGGACAUGCUGCGCCAUAAGUUGAUGUCCCUCGAAACUUACGCCGAAAAUCAAAACCUCGCCGCGACAAUUCCCAUAUUGUCUGACGUGGAAGAGGCUCGGGCACUACAGUACAAGUGCGAAUGCAUAGAAAGCUCAUUGAUAGAUCAAGGCUUGGACCUUCUCGACCCUAGGUUCUUGGAUGCUUUGAAAUCGUCUGCACCAAACGAUGCGCCGCGGGAGUACGGCGCUUGGCUUGACAGAAACAUCUCAUAUUAUGAUCCGGUGUUUCGGGGCUGGAGACUGAGAGAGUCUUUGCCGCUCAUCUCGCGCAAUCAAGCAUCGUUCAAAUGCUGGGACGACCAUUGUCUGUACUAUAUAUACGGAUUUUCACACGCCGAGGAUCGGGAGCAUCAUCUGAGGGAGCAUGGCCUUCCCGUUAAAACCGACUCGGGUCUCUCCGUCGGGAGUGUGCCACCAAUGCAUUACCCUAAACAAUCGACAUCCUCACGACUUUAUAACCCAGAGCAACGUAUUAAUCAGAGCUCGCCCGUCGCCCUGCCACGCCUCUCUGCUCCCUCAACUUUGCCACCACUAGUUUCAGCCAGUCAGUCCCGGGACAGGCGCGAACCCAUGUUGGCGUACUCUUUUGUGAACGAGUUUCCCGGGCAACCCAGGGGUUCGGUAGAGUCAGAGGUUGACCCAUUAUUACCGCCUUUGAAACGGAGCCGAGUCGGUCACUCGAGGCUGGAAUCCAUCGGAGAACUUCGGCUUCCUCGAGACACGGGCCCCUGUCUUCGGUGCAAGGUGCAAGCCAAACCGUGUGACUCGCAAGACGAGUGUGGAUUCUGCUCUGAGCCCCCAACGUCCGCGGACGACGACUUCUGGAGUGUUCUGGGAUGUCAUCGGCAACCACUCGCCGCCUUGGCUGAUUACAUGUUACCAGAGCUUCUAUCACCGAGACAGGUCCACACGCCCGUGACCUCUCCAAUGGCUCGGAGACGUAAUAUGAAUGAAUAUCUCGAACGUACAUACCUUGUCAGUCCCGCCAUGGCAGAAAUGGUAAGGAAUUACGUGGACUUUGACGAUGGGUUCUGGUGGACCGAAGACUUGGCCUCGCUACCUACGGCCAACCCUACCUCGGCGACCUACUCCAAGGAUCCCGUAGAUCGACCCCCGCCUGUUCUCAAGGUCCUCGCAGCAAGCUGGAACGCCGAGGGCAGCCCGUAUCGGUUUUGGGAGAUGUUCAAGUUGAGUGGAUACAUGUCGGGAAAUCGAGAGGUCGAGAAGCAAACCUAUCCGGUGCUAUACCGGGCCAAGUUGUUGCUCAGGGAAAUCUUGUUUUAUGAUCUCCAACAAGACGAGCCGUCGAUUCGAACGGACGUGAAUACCGCCAACGCGCAGCCUCUCCCGGAUGAUAUUGACUACGAUGGACGGAACCGGUUGAUAUACAACUGCAUGACGCAGUUCCUUCAAUCGUUCGAAAGCAGCACAAUGCGCAGGGUCCUUUCCGAACCCAAAGGCUGGCUGGCAGUCUUCUUCUCACUCUGCAUCUUCAGCAUCGUUCGCACGAUCUUGGCCGACCUGGUUUCCACCCCCUCACGCGCUGCAGUAUCUCAUCCCCAGGCUGGACAUGCCAUGACGUCAGGUGCUGCGGCGAUGCAUAGUGUCCACAAAGUUCUCGUAAGCAUUUUUGCUUGGUCAACGCCCAUGCUUCUAGACGACCCGAGCUUAGACCUGGAUGACAAUGACCGGUUCAUUUUCUCCACUACGUGCGCUGCACUUCGAAGGGAGGACUGGAUGACUUGGGGAAUCCGCUCCUCGAAAGACUUUCUGCUCGGCCUGGGCAGUGGCUAUUUGGUUGACAACACCGGUUUCAAUGGAUUCUUUAGACAGCGGACACCGAUGUACCGACCUAUUCAAUACCAAGCACAGCCCGUUGCACCGCAGCUGGGUGAACCGCGUAAACCAGCUCCCGAGUGGCGGCCUAUUGAGGCUUGGGGACAACAAAGAAAUGAGGUUGAGCUGUCGGCUCCCGCGUUCGGGUUAGAGCCGACGAGACGGCACACGGUUGGAGAAAGUCCCGCCUUUACACGCGCCAUAUCCAGGGGCCUGGCAUCGCCUAGCAAGCUCAGAACUUCUUAUCAAAGACCACCGCUUCGCCGCGUCUACUGUGGCAAAUGCAACGAAUAUCCCGAAGGUUUUCGGGGCGAGCACGAAUUGCGAAGGCAUACGGAUGCGAAGCAUGCUGCUCUGGUUAAGAGAUGGGUAUGCACAGAGCCACCGAAUUUCAGCCCUGGCUCGCCUCAACCUGUCAUUCCACUGGCCAAGUGCAAGGCCUGUGUCACCCAGAAGCGAUAUGGUGCUUACUACAAUGCUGCCGCACACUUGCGACGAGCUCACUUCAACCCCCACCGAGGUGGCAAAGCAAGUGGUGACUGGCCUCCCAUGACAAUCUUGAAAGAUUGGAUGCGGGAAGUACGCCAGUCCAUUGACGUGAAUGACAAUGAUAGCUCCAGUGGGGAGGAAGAUAACGAUGCGAGGAUGGUCGAAGAGUACACUGUGCCACGGCAGCCGGCAUUCUUGGAAGCACCUCGACUUGCUCCGGCACCCCCUCAGGGGCCUCAAGGGCCUUUGCUUGCGCCGUCAAUUGCGCCAUCCUUGGAGAGCACGGUUCAUAGCAGUCCUAUUACCCCUAAAAUCGAGGACAACAAGAAUCGUUGCCCACACCCCGACUGCGGUCGCGUUUUCAAGGAUCUCACAGCUCACAUGCUGACCCACCAAGAAGAACGACCGGAAAAGUGCCCCAUAGAGACGUGUGAAUACCACACAAAGGGCUUUGCCCGAAAAUACGACAAGAAUCGACAUGCCCUGACGCAUUACAAGGGAACGAUGGUAUGUCCGUUCUGUCCAGGGCCAGGGACGGAAUACGAGAAGGCCUUCAACCGGGCCGACGUGUUCAAACGACACCUUACCGCCGUUCACAACGUUGAACAGACUCCACCCAACAGCAGAAAGAUGAUCAUAACUGGCAACAGUUCGCGUGGCGGCGACGCCAAGUGCUCCAUCUGCCAAACCCGCUUUUCCACGGCGCAGGAGUUCUACGAACAUUUGGACGAUUGCGUGCUCAACGUGAUCGUGCCCACUACACCGAAGAUGCCGAGAGAGCAAGUUUCAACGCCAAGUAAACUGGGGAGCGAGGAUAAUACCAUUACCGUGGCGAUCGACGAUUUCGAGGAAAGGAUCAGAGACGAUGAAGGGGAGGCCAUCACGGAGGUUUCGAUAGCCUCGGAACCGGCGGAGCUGGGAAAUGGAGAUAAAAUGGAACUCGUCUCGGACAAGGAAGAUGACCAUGAGAGGGGUUGAAAGGGAAGAAGGAUGAGUGAAGCUAUUAGCGAAGUUUAUGGCGUUCUAAUUUUGACUGAUACUUAUAUUAUAUGAUAGCCAUGAGAAUUCAACUGCAAAUUCACUUCUGAC
This is a messenger RNA of Pseudomassariella vexata, 4082 nucleotides long. RefSeq lists its product as uncharacterized. The transcript is spliced from 5 exons. The record is from RefSeq and is a predicted model, not a curated record. Bases 435 to 3971 code for a protein of 1178 amino acids. Lineage: Eukaryota; Fungi; Ascomycota; Sordariomycetes; Amphisphaeriales; Pseudomassariaceae.